AUACACUCCAACCGCUGAAUUGAAAAUGAUUAUUACUUUUUACAAGCAACGUGUGAAGAAAUGUUUCGUGGUUAAUCAGUUUCAGAGAGAUGUAUUGCAAAAGACGUGGCUGACAUAAGAUCGUCCAGUGCUUAUGAGGAAUGAGAGAUGUGAAAACUUCAGGUUUCAUAAGUGUAUCCUUAGAUGCUAAGUAACCAGAGAAGAAGGUAGUAGUGGUAAUAGUAGUAGCAGUAGUGGUUGUAGUUAGUGAUAGUAGGGCUAGUAGUAGAUAAUUAAAGGUAUGAGGCAGGAUGCCCCAGCAUGCAAGGUCGUUUGUAAAACUUUGGUACUAACUCCAGGCUGUGGCCACGUGAUGGUCUCCAAAAAUAUAUUUCAUCUCGUUUUUACAUAUUUCAUAGGUCUGUUGUCGCAAGCGCAAGUGUUUUUCUUAGUUUGUUUCAGCUUUUAGGUGAGAAUGAGAACAUUCCGUAUAUCAGGAAUAAUGAUAUAUUAGUAUAAUUUUAAUUUUAGCUUACAUUUGGUGUUUACUAUUUCUAUUAGGUACAUAUUUUACGAACCUAUCUACUUUUAGCUAAGAUGUGGUUGCACAUUUCUUAUUUUUACAUAUUUGCUGUUCAAAAACUUUCAGGUUUUCUUUCAGAACCAUAGCUCAAAUAUUUUUAUCAAGCUUUGGCAGCGGGACUCCCCCAAUUUCAGGAAUGGCACACGUUAUAGACAACCCGAGCGUGAUAAGCUUGAGAUAAUGAAUAAUUUGUAUAGGCAACUGUUCCAAAUAAUGCUAUGCCUGGAUAGCUGGAUAAUGUUUCAUUGGGCAUGCACGAGUCGAGUAAAGAUAGAGGUUGAAUAGGAACAAUAUAACAUGUUGACAAUGAUUAAAGUCCCGAUGUAUAGAACACAUAUACAUAAAAAUUCUUACAGGAUAAAUCUGUGGAUAAUAGCAGUAUGGUCUACUGUCAAUAUAUUGAUGAAAUUCUACGAAAUACAGCCAGGUUCCAAGCAAAAGCUUCUAAUAAUGUUCACGAUUUCCAUACAACUUUUGAAGAAAUUUCGGGACAUAUUUGGAAACCAACAUAAUGAGGCCAAAAGUUAUAUUUCUUCACCCUUUUGAAGAUGAUUGCAGGCUGGUACAUGCAGAAUGAAGAUCAAUUGAAUUGAUGUAAUGAACAGGUUAAUAACUGUGGCAUGAUGGUGGAUUAUAGAUUUUCGAUUGAACAACUGAACCCAGAACUGUGGAACGACUUGAUUUUUCUUCACCUGAUACAGAAUCUGAGCAGUGACGGUUGAGGUUUUCUAGGGGUUUCCCUCGCCCAAGUGCGAAUGCAGUCACCAAGAAACCAUAUUCCCCUAAUAGAUAGUAGAGAAA
Messenger RNA from Acanthoscelides obtectus, 1363 nucleotides. Lineage: Eukaryota; Metazoa; Arthropoda; Insecta; Coleoptera; Chrysomelidae. The record is from the annotation of a GenBank genome assembly.